CGCCCCACGAUGGCCGGGGGUCUGGGCCUGCUGCUGCAGCUGCUGCUGCUCUUGGCGGCGGUGACGGACCCCGCGGCCGCGCUGAGCAACUGCACGUGCCCCACCAACAAGAUGACCGUGUGCGGCCCGGAUGGCCCUGGAGGCCGCUGCCAGUGCCGCGCGCUCGGCUCGAACACCGUGGUGGACUGCUCCACGCUGACCUCCAAGUGCCUGCUGCUCAAGGCGCGUAUGAGUAACACCAAGAGCGGCCGCGGGCUAGUCCGGCCGAGCGAGCACGCGAUCGUGGACAACGAUGGCCUCUACGACCCCGACUGCGACCAAGAAGGUCGCUUCAAGGCGCGCCAGUGCAACCAGACCUCGGUGUGCUGGUGCGUGAACUCGGUGGGCGUGCGCCGCACCGACAAGGGCGACCAGAGCCUGCGCUGCGACGAGCUGGUGCGUACGCACCACAUCCUCAUCGACCUGCGCCACCGGCCGGCCGCGCGCGCCUUCAACCACUCGGAGCUGGACGCCGCGCUGCGCCGCCUCUUCCGCGAGCGCUACCGGCUGCAGCCCCGCUUCGUGGAGGCGGUGCACUACGAGGAGCCCACCAUCCAGAUCGAGCUGCAACAGAACGCUUCGCAGAAGGCCCCCGGCGACGUGGACAUCGCCGACGCCGCCUACUACUUCGAGAGGGACAUCAAGGGCGAGUCGCUCUUCGCUGGCGGCGGCGACAUGGCCUUACGGGUGCGCGGCGAGCCCCUGCACGUGGAGCGCACGCUCAUCUACUACCUGGACGAGCAGCCGCCCCAGUUCUCCAUGAAGCGCCUCACCUCCGGCCUCAUCGCCGUCAUCGUGGUCGUGGUGCUGGCCGUCAUCGCCGGCCUGGUGGUCCUGGUGGUCAGCAACCGCAGGAAGUCGGGAAAGUACAGGAAGGUGGAGAUCAAGGAGAUGGGGGAGUUGAGAAACGAGCCAAAUCUGUAGGUGCGCAGCGGGCUUAGGGGAGGGAGAUGGGAUGGGGUGGCCCCGGCCCAAAAGGGGAAGUGGAGGCUGGGUCCUCGAGUGUUGGCCCGAGGGAGACAUUUUUCCCUGGAGACGCCCUGGUUCCCUCUAGGUCUCCUCUCCACCUCCUCCCGGAGUCACACGCCUUACACACUUUUGUAUCGAAGGACACAUUUUUAAAAUUCCUUCCCAACAAGAAUGGGGUGGGAAGCCAGCGUGAGCGCAGCCAGCUGGGUUUGCGAGGGACGGAAUCCACUUGGAAGGCUUAAUUGGGUCUAGAUGGGAAGCGGCACUCCUUAGACCGUCUGGGCUACGCACCGUCGGAUGGGGGAGCGCCACCUGCUUCCGGAGGGGUUUGGGGAGGGGGCCUGCGAAAUACCCCCCUGUCCCGAGGUUGCUGUGACCCACCACGAGUCUGUCGCCAGAAAGAAGCCCAUUUCCGCUUCUGAACGCUCUGUAGGCUCUGCAGCUAUAUUCUGUAACUCGUUUGGAUGAAAGUUAAUAUUAGUUGUUUCCUUUUGUAAAAUGUUUGUACAGAUUGCCUUUAAUAAUGCUGCUGUGAUUUUUUUUUAAAAAAAAGAAACAUAAAUUUAAUAAAGUGAAAAAAAAGUCCAA
This is a messenger RNA of Ochotona curzoniae (black-lipped pika), 1596 nucleotides long. RefSeq names its product tumor associated calcium signal transducer 2 (gene TACSTD2). Bases 10 to 963 code for a protein of 317 amino acids. The transcript has a single exon. The record is from RefSeq and is a predicted model, not a curated record. Gene Ontology annotation, biological process: positive regulation of stem cell differentiation. NCBI's taxonomy places the organism in Eukaryota, Metazoa, Chordata, Mammalia, Lagomorpha, Ochotonidae. Gene Ontology annotation, cellular component: nucleus; membrane.